Messenger RNA from Seminavis robusta, 2072 nucleotides. NCBI's taxonomy places the organism in Eukaryota, Bacillariophyta, Bacillariophyceae, Naviculales, Naviculaceae. The record is from the annotation of a GenBank genome assembly.
UUGAACUGACACCAAUCGAACAACAAUCCGUCCCUAUCGAAUAUUCGAUAUGUUGGGUCUCAUAACCCAACCUUUUACCCCGUAACCCACACGAAACUCAAUCCCUUGAGAACCAAUCAAACAGCCUCAUUCGUGCUUCCAAUGCAAAGUGAGAAAAAAUGAAACAGCCAGUCUCGCUCAACCCAAUUAUGCAUAGUUUCCCACAACCAUAGACUAUUUAGUAUUUUUUUGUUUAGACUACCUCCUUUGUCUUCUUUUCCCACCAUGACAAGCUCUGUUCCAUCCUCCUCCUCCACCACCACCACUACGACGACCACCAAGAGAAUGUCCGAUGCAGCAGCUGCUGCUGCUACGGCUGCUGCUACUGCUGCUGCCAAGGGCGGAAUUGCUUGGGGUGGAUCACUAGUGGGUUCCAAGAAUCCUCACAACUUGGGGUAUCGGUAUUCUACCCCUCACAAGCGAUUUCGAGCGGCUGGAGCCAGUGACGAUGGAUCUAACGACAAAUUGGAUUUGCCGACCAAUGUGGUGGUGCAAUUUUCGAAUCGACAAGGCGAAGAAUUGGCGGAUGUUCUGGAUUUGCCCACCAAUUCUACCAUGGACGACUUGAAUGCUCUCUUGCAUUCUCUAUUGAAUGAUACAGACCGUGACAACAAUAAGCGCAUUCCUUAUUCCUUCUAUGCCAAAUUACCUCAUUCCAAAGAACACCCAGAACUACUGGAAGAUGUGGAAAUCACCACGGAAUCAUUGGCUACCUUUUUACUGGAACACCAAGUCAGUACCGAACAAACUCUGCAAAUCACGUAUCAGCCCAUGGCGGUUUUUCGCGUGCGACCCAUCACUCGUUGUACCGAUACGCUCCCGGGACACACCGAAGCCGUCUUGCACGUGUCAUACUCACCCAAUGGACGUCAUUUGGCGUCGGGAGGCGGUGAUACCACGGUCCGAUUUUGGGAUGUCCACACCAACUUGCCCAAGUAUACCUGCCGCAAACACAAGGAUCACGUUCUCUGUACGGCAUGGAGUCCCGAUGGCACCAAAUUUGCCUCGGUCGACAAAAGGGGCGUCUUGAUUCUAUGGAAUCCACAAACGGGAGAGUCCAUUGGAGCACCCAUUCAGGCACACAAACAAUGGAUCACGUCCUUGGCGUGGGAACCACUCCAUUGCAAUAAAUCCUGCGAUCGAAUCGUCACGGCCGGAAAAGAUGGAACCGCCAAAGUCUGGAAUGUCCGAACGCGCAAACACAUCAAGACACUUGCCGGGCACACCGACUCGAUUGAAUGCGUCAAAUGGGGCGGAGAAAACUUGAUUUACACCGCGUCCCGCGAUCGAACCAUCAAGGUAUGGAAUGCCACACAGGAUGUGAAUCGUCUUGGAAUACUCGUGCGGACGCUCAAGGGACACGGACAUCGUGUCAAUACAUUGGCCCUGAGUUCCGAUUACAUUUGUCGCACCGGGCCGUUUGAUCCCAAUGACAAGAAACUCUUGCUCCAAAAGGAUAACCACGAUUCCGAUAAACUCUACGAAUUGGCCAAGGCACGGUACCAGGAAUUCCAACAAUCCUCCUGUCCCCAAGAAACACUCGUAUCGGGGAGUGACGAUUACACCCUCUUUGUCUGGAAUCCCGUCACAUCCAAACAUCCUCUCAAACGAUUGACCGGACAUCAGAAUUUGAUCAAUCAUAUUUCCUUUAGUCCGGACGGUCGCUUUUUUGCGUCGGCAUCCUUUGACAAGAAAGUCAAACUCUGGAAUGGAUUGACGGGAGAAUUCCUCGUGACAUUGACGGGACAUGUCGGAGCCGUCUAUCAAGUGGCGUGGAGUGCCGAUUCCCAAUACAUUGUCAGUGCCAGUGCCGAUUCCACGGCCAAAUUGUGGAAUGCCGCCAAAUCCAAAAAACAAGCCAUCGAAACGUUGCCCGGACAUGCCGAUCAAGUCUUUGCACUCGAUUGGAGUCCCAAUGGCGCCAGUGUCGCCACGGGAAGCAAAGAUCGAACUCUCAAAAUAUGGAAGCAUUAGUUAAUAGAACGAAGCUAUCUAAGGAUACCGUACCCUAACUAACCAGUAUUGUUUUAUAG